Fomitopsis serialis is the source of this 942-nucleotide messenger RNA. RefSeq lists its product as uncharacterized. Bases 1 to 942 code for a protein of 313 amino acids. The transcript has a single exon. The record is from RefSeq and is a predicted model, not a curated record. NCBI's taxonomy places the organism in Eukaryota, Fungi, Basidiomycota, Agaricomycetes, Polyporales, Fomitopsidaceae.
AUGGCGUGCUGGCCGUACCGCUGGAUCGUCGUGUCCCAUGUCUGCAGACGGUGGCGCGCCGCCGCUCUUCAAUGCCCCCGACUGUGGCGCCGCAUCUCAGCGACCUUGAACGUGGACUGGACUGCCGAGCUGCUGCGGCGAUCUGGUGUUGUUCCACUCGAAGUCGCGCUGGACAUAUCCUUUCCUCUAGGGCGUGGUGAUAGGGGGAAGUCCUGCGAGUUGAUACUCACACAAUUACCUCGUAUCCGCACGCUGCGGCUGUCCGCCUCCAAACCUCUGAGUGCACGCAUCAUUCAGCUGCUCAGCGGGACUGCGCCGAUGCUCAAAAACUUGUCGAUCAGCCUGCCGUGGACCAUCGAUCUUGCGCGGCCAGAGGACGACGAAUCUGCGCCCUUCGCCGCCCUCAUUCGUCGUGAGCGCGCUCCGCGCCUUGUGAGCCUCAACAUCUACGAGGUCGGAAUGCACAUCCAAGGAUCCUGCUCUGCGACAUUGAAACACAUUUUCAUUCAACUCACUGCCGACUCCGUCAUCAGACCGUAUGCCCCCGUUUUUCUGGACGCGUUACGCGCAAUGCCCUCGCUCGAGACGAUCACGUUCAAACGAUGCCUAUUGUCUCAGAGGCAGCACAUCCUACCGCCCCACUCGCACUUGCGUGCUGUCGAGCUGCCUCGCCUCAAAUCGAUCAACCUCACGACCGACGCCUUAGAGUGCAUCAUGCUGCUCAACGAGAUGGCGCUACCCCGUUUGACCCAUCUCGCUGUGUUGAGUGCCAACACCUGUCGCCACGGGACGGAGCUCGCCCUCACGCUUGCCGAGAAGAUUUGCACUAUCGGAUACCUCUCUACGCUGUAUAUCAGCAGAUACCCCCAGUUCGUGCGCGUUGGGAGUGGCCCUCGAACGACUGUCAAUAUCUUGAGUCGAAGACGGGCAUGCAACCAUUGA